AUGACAUCUGGACAUUUUCUGUCCUCGACUAUUGAUCAUCACCAUCAUUCUAAUCGCCGAUACCAGCAAUAUCACGAGCAAGAGCAGUAUCAUCAUCAUUUUCCAACUCUUUCAACCAUUGCACCCGCGGUAUCACGAUUACACUUCUUACCACAUCAGCAUGUUAUUAUUCGACGUGCUAGUCUUCCACAACAGCAAUAUUCACCAUCUAUCAAAGAUCAUUUCACUACUUCUUCACCUGUUACGCUCAUUAAAAAAAUCGAUAUGUUACAGAUUGAUGAAGAAUUGAAAGCGUUAAAAAAGAAGAGGAAACGAUUACGUCAAUUACGUGAAGAAGUGCGUGAAUUGAGUGAUCAUCUAAAAAGCAAACGAAUAUUUUCAAAGAGUGAAUUUUUGCACAUUUGUGAUGAAUUAUUUGAGAAGCAUAAAAUGAAAGAAACGCACGUACGAUGGCGAAAACAAAUAACAACACGUGUAAAAGCAAUUAUGAAACGUUUGAGAAGAUUGGAAAGUGAAAUGAAAACAGAACGAAAUUUUACUAAAGGAAGAAAAAAAGUAGCUAAACGCUUACCAUUAUCACCGGUGAAUUUUCAUACAGUAGCAUCAUCACCUCAUACGUUACCAAUUACAACGAAUGAAAAUUUCAAGAUUAAGCGGCUUCAUUCAUCUAUAAAUCAAUCAAAAAGCGGUGAAUCGGGUGGAAUUUGUUUUGGUCAUAAUGACUGCAAACCAGGAUUAUGUUGUCAUCGUACUUCCUCAGUGGAUACAAAUUCAUCAGUGAUAACAUCAACAGCAACAACAACAACAGUUAGUUUAUGCUAUCAGUAUAUGUUGAAAGAAGGUGAAUUAUGUGAAGAUUCAUGUCAGUGUGAAGCACGAUUACAUUGCUUUCGAAGUUCAAAUCAAUUAAAAGGAGGUAAAUCGAUGACAAAAUCAAAUCGCAAUACGGAAGUCAGUUCAUUUUCAGUAUGGCAUAAGUCGGAAGAAACUACGGUGUUGAAAUAA
Messenger RNA from Cercopithifilaria johnstoni, 1005 nucleotides. The record is from the annotation of a GenBank genome assembly. NCBI's taxonomy places the organism in Eukaryota, Metazoa, Nematoda, Chromadorea, Rhabditida, Onchocercidae.